Molecule: messenger RNA, 2386 nt
Organism: Parasteatoda tepidariorum (common house spider)
Lineage: Eukaryota; Metazoa; Arthropoda; Arachnida; Araneae; Theridiidae
Source: RefSeq, a predicted model, not a curated record
AUGUCGAAAGUACCAAAAUAUGGUGAAAUUUACCGUGUUCCCGACUCUAUGAGUGCUUUGGUAGUGAUUUUGACUAUUCUAUUAAGAAAUUUUCAAAGAACAUCAGCAUUAGAAGACGGAAGGAGGUAUGCUUCUCCGGCAAAGCGUCUCGAAAGUUUCACAAGUAGAUAUACAAUACCCACAAACGAUCCUGCUUUAGCAGCCAAACUUCCAUUCACUUUUGGUUAUCGAUUCACUGAUGAUUACGGCACCACACAAGUUCGAGAAGAAAAAACGGAUCCAGAUGGUGCCAAAACUGGUUCAUACAGCUUCAUAGAUCCAUCCGGAACUUAUAGAAGAGUUGAUUACAUCGCAGAUCACCGUGGAUUCCGAGCUACCGUUAGAACUAAUGAACCAGGAACAGUACCAGUAGAUCCAGCUCAUGUGAGUGUUCGAGUCGAAGAAAAUUUGAACAACAAUCAGCCACAAUUGCAACCAAUUCGAAAUUCACCACAGCUGGAGUAUAGCAGUCACAUAUUUUCUCGCUAUAAUUUUACUUCGAACCCUCCCCAAGAAAAUAAUCAUUUUAAUGAGCCAUUACAAAAUUUAAGAGUUGUGGAUCAAAACUCUUUAUACAACAAUGGCCCUAUAUUUGAGGCUCAGAGGAAUUUACCCAGAAGACAACAAGAUACAUACAAUCCUCCGUUUGGUUCGAAUGCAAAUUAUUACCAAAAUAACAUAUCUCCUAACAAACCACCGGUUUUCCAUCAAAAUGUGCCAAAUGAUUAUAAUUCAGAAUUGAAAUCAGAUAUUUACUUUGAUGCACCGAAUGUCAAUCAAGAAUAUAUUUUCAGAGAAAAAACAUCAAACAUUGGCUCUAACACUCCAAGUUAUUCUUUGAUUAAUCCGGCCUUACCACCUAACCGAUAUCCAAGACGACUCCGGAAUCCAAGACCUAGACCAAAAGACAGUCCACAGUAUGAAAUCCAUACUCCUAAAGGCUUCGAAAAUUAUCCGGAGUUGCCAUUGUAUAGAGAUAAAUAGUUGACAAAAUAUUAAAUUGUUGGUUUAGCUUUCAUGCUAAGAGUAAAUUUGCUUAAGAAUGCUGAGACAUAUUGUCUCUGUUUAUGAAAGAUGAGGCAUGUUGUCUGUGAUAAUUUGAAGGUAGAAUGAGGCUGUGUCAGAUCGACCAGAGAGAGCUACGAGCUUGAUUUAAAAGUUGUAAUCGUUUGCAAGUUCAGUCCUGAUUAAACUUUAUUAUUGAUGUUAGGAACUGAAUCAGCUUAGAACAACAGAGAAGAAAUCGUAUUUAUUGCUGGUCCUGUGUAUUUUGCAGCAUGUAACGUUUCAAUAAUGUAUCAGGACACUAGUCUUUUGGGUAUAACCUAAAACUUUCAUGGAAAAAAAUGUGUAGUAUUUGCCAUAGAACACUUGACGGAAACAGUCGUAUUAAAAACAGUUUUGACAUCAGUUUUCACAAACUAUAAUUUGGUCGUAACCAACAAAUGGUCACAGAGGAAAAGAGAGAUAAGACAACAAAAUGAUUACUUUUCCAUACUUUUAGAAAAGAAAACAAACGUGCUAGCUAUGAAUAAAACUGUUUCAGAAGUUUUGAAAAAUGUAAAUUAAGAAUUCUAUUCAGCACUACAAAAGAUAUGAUUAGCUUUGAUGCAACUUCCAACAAAAAAAAAGGAUAUUUGAAACUAACAACAAAAUAAUUAAUGUUUCUAAUGUAAAGUUCUUUCCAAUAGUUUACAAUUGACCAAAUCUAAAAUCAAAAAAAUCCUUUUAUAUCACAUAAAAAUAUUAGUCUCGGUUACUGAAUCUUUUAUUUUGACUUCUUAUGCUAUUUACAAAGGAUUUUUUUUAAAUAUCUCAUAAAAAUUUUAAAUAUACCUUAGCAAUUAAAGAGAUGAAUUUCCGAUGUCUUUUAAAACUAUACACACCUAAGUUAUCUAUUUGACGAGUUUAAUUUUGCGAACUCAAUACAUGUUGGUUAUAAAAAUUAAAAAUAAUAACAUGAACAUAAUCUUCAGAAAAUCGCAACUGGCUUAAAGAAGGUAUCAAAUAUUUACUAAUUAUUAAGAUUAUUUAAAACUAGAAACCUAAUAUAUCCGAAUAAUUGUUACUUUUUACUAGUUUAAAAAUAUUAUAUUCCAUUUGGGUUCAGGCAUUAAAUCACAAAGAUAAAUUGCUGCGAAUACCAUCUUACAAAAUAACAUUGCUUUAAUAAUUAAACAAAAAAAUAUAAUAAGUACACCUAAGUAAAUGUAGAAGCAAAGGCUUUGUUGGCACCAUUAUGCGUGUGUGUUAUUUUAAUCAGAUUGAAAGAUCUUUUUUAUUUUAAUUUUCAUAAUAACUAUUUUAUAAUCAUAAUAAUAGUUAUUAAAAAAUGGCUAAAUUAAAA